This is a messenger RNA of Scleropages formosus (Asian bonytongue), 959 nucleotides long. RefSeq lists its product as uncharacterized. Lineage: Eukaryota; Metazoa; Chordata; Actinopteri; Osteoglossiformes; Osteoglossidae. The transcript is spliced from 4 exons. The record is from RefSeq and is a predicted model, not a curated record. Bases 191 to 847 code for a protein of 218 amino acids.
GUUGAGGAACGAAAAGGCUGCGCCCCCCCACCCAAGUCCAUCACUUUUGCCUCCUGACGCCCGACUCUCGCCUGCUUCGGGACGUCCUGCACAUUGUCCACCUGUCUGCCGUCUCUCUCGAACACACGCUCGCUCGCUCGCUCGCUCUGUGGAUCGGUGCUGAGGAGCUGCAGCCAAGGCGUGUCCAGCUAUGAAGGCCCUUGUCCUGCUGUGCCUGCUCUCAAGCGGGAUUCUCCCCUCUGAUGCUCAAAUCAACGAGACAAUCUUGGCUCGGAUUGGCAGUACGAUCAGGAACAGGUAUAAUAUAAAUGGACAGUUUGCAUAUGUUCUCCGAGUUCCUGACACCCAGUGCACUAAUGGACCCGACCAGAACUUCCUGCAGGGAGACCCAAACAUCGAUGUCCAGAACGCCCUCAAUCAACAGCAAGUCUACCAAGGAAACAAUAUCAUUAUUGCACAACCCUCGAAAAUGCAGAAUUACGCCAUACACGCCGAGUACCGCCUCCUCACUCCACCGCAGAGCGGUGCCGAGGCCCCUAUCGACAUCCUUCUUCGUCAAGGUGGUCCAAACGAGUGCAUGAUCUUCUUCACAAGGAUCUCGCCGUGCCUCGACAGAUGUGCAGGUCAAGGACCCUAUUCCAUCCUCAAUCGCCUGGGGGCAAUAGCAGGCUGGGGGGGCAGGAAGGUGUUUUAUUUUGUGGAAGUGUAUAGCGUAGACCAGAGCAGGAGGAAGGAUGUACUGGAGGCUUUGAAGACUAUCAACAGAAGGGGAAACGUUCCCAUUUUCCGUUGCCGUGGUAACGCCUGUUUCAACUGCCUGGCCGACGAAGCAAGGUGUGUGGCAUGAAGGUAACCAAAUGGGCCUCACACCUCUUGCUUAUCGCUGUCCUCCUGCACUCCUUCUGCAUCUGUCCAAACUCUGUCCAUUUCCCUUCUUUGACUUGCAAAUAAAAACUGGU